AUGGCGAGCGUAGGCGAUGCGGAGCAUGGCGAUUCCCGCCGAAGAAGCUCUCGCAUCUCUCGUGCUUCUCUGAAGGAGGACUGGUCUACUUUAGACGAGUACGGGAAACUGGUCAAAUAUGUUUCUACUUACCGCGAAGGGCCUACAGAAGAGGAGGAAGAGGGUGAAGUCGAGUGGAAGCGCCUCUGGUAUGCGCCAUGGAAGAAGCGCAAGGUCCAUGUCAAGAAGCGCGAGAACCAGGCCGGCAAAUUCCCCGACGAUUGGCUCAUCACCGAUAUUCGAGAGGGUCUUUCGAGCCAAGAGGUCCCUCAGAGACGACAGCGCGCGGGAUGGAAUGAGCUGGUCUCCGAGAAAGAGAAUCCAAUUGCCAAGGUCAUAUCUUACUUCCGGGGCCCUAUUCUUUACGUCAUGGAGCUGGCGGUCUUGCUUGCCGCUGGUCUGGAUGACUGGAUCGAUUUCGGUGUCAUCAUCGGUAUUCUGUGUCUGAACGCUGCAGUCGGUUGGUAUCAGGAAAAGCAAGCCGCCGACGUCGUCGCCAGUCUGAAAGGUGAUAUCGCCAUGCGUGCCAUCACCAUACGCGACAGCAACCAGCAGGAAAUUUUGGCCCGUGAAUUGGUACCCGGUGACGUGAUUAUCGUUGGCGAAGGAUCAGUGGUCCCAGCCGAUGCCAAAGUCAUCUGUGACUUCAAUGACCCCAACGGUUGGGAAGAGUUCAACCAGCUGCAGGAACAAGGCAUGCUUGGCGGCGGUUCCGAGUCUGACGAAGAGGAAGGCGAAGGGGCGAACCAGGAAAAUGUCGCAGUCCCGGACAAGUCAGCCGACAAGGAUGGCAAUGCUGAUGCCGAAAAGGAAGGCAAUGCCGAUGCCGGAAAGGAGGGCAAUGCCGACGGUGAGGGCGGCGGCGAGCAGUCCCAGCGUACACGCAAGCGCGGCUACCCUAUUCUGGCCUGUGAUCAUUCCGCCAUUACCGGAGAGUCUCUCGCCGUGGAUCGUUAUAUGGGAGAUGUGAUCUACUAUACAACUGGAUGCAAGCGUGGCAAGGCUUUUGCUGUAGUUCAAACUCCUGCAAAGACUUCCUUCGUUGGCCGCACUGCGAGCAUGGUGCAGGGUGCAAAGGGCGCGGGUCACUUUGAAAUCGUCAUGGACAAUAUCGGAAUGUCUCUUCUGGUUCUAGUUAUGGCCUGGAUUCUGGUCGCGUGGAUUGGUGGUUUCUUCCGCCAUCUUCCUAUUGCUUCUCCCCCGCAACAGACUCUGCUUCACUACACUCUAUCUCUGCUGAUUAUCGGUGUCCCCGUCGGUCUUCCCGUCGUCACUACCACGACCAUGGCUGUUGGUGCUGCGUAUUUGGCCAAGAAGAAGGCCAUUGUGCAGAAGCUGACUGCUAUUGAAUCUUUGGCGGGUGUGGAUAUUCUCUGUUCUGAUAAGACCGGAACUCUGACAGCGAAUAAACUGAGCAUCCGCGAUCCUUUCGUGUCAGAAGGCGUCGACGUCGACUGGAUGUUUGCCGUGGCUUGCCUGGCGUCCUCGCACAAUAUCGAAUCCCUCGAUCCGAUCGAUAAGGUCACUAUCUUGACUCUCAGACAGUACCCUAAGGCUAGAGAGAUCCUGCGCCGCGGAUGGAAGACUGAAAAGUUCACGCCCUUCGAUCCCGUUUCGAAGCGGAUUGUGACUAUCGCGACUUGCGAUGGCAUUCGGUAUACUUGCACCAAGGGCGCUCCGAAAGCAGUGCUCCAGCUCACCAAGUGUUCGAAAGAUGUUGCCGAUUUGUAUAAGUCCAAAGCUCAGGAAUUCGCUCACCGCGGCUUCCGCUCUCUCGGCGUGGCCGUUCAAAAGGAAGGUGAAGACUGGACUCUGCUCGGGAUGCUCCCAAUGUUCGAUCCGCCCCGAGAGGACACAGCGCAGACAAUCAGCGAAGCUCAGAACCUCGGUAUCAGUGUCAAGAUGCUUACGGGUGACGCGAUUGCCAUUGCGAAGGAAACUUGCAAGAUGCUCGCGCUAGGCACGAAGGUGUACAACUCUGAUAAGCUAAUUCACGGCGGUCUUAGCGGUGCUAUGGCCGGAGAUCUGUGUGAAAAAGCCGACGGCUUUGCUGAAGUGUUCCCCGAACAUAAAUAUCAAGUGGUUCAGAUUCUUCAAGAACGAGGCCACUUGACUGCAAUGACCGGAGACGGCGUAAACGACGCCCCGUCCCUGAAGAAAGCGGACUGCGGUAUCGCCGUCGAAGGUGCCUCUGAAGCCGCGCAAACUGCAUCGGAUAUUGUGUUCCUAGAACCCGGCUUGUCGACUAUCAUCGACUCGAUCAAGGUUGCGCGCCAGAUCUUCCACCGCAUGAAGGCUUAUAUCCAAUACCGUAUCGCUCUCUGCUUGCACCUGGAAAUUUACCUCGUGACCUCGAUGCUCAUUCUGAAUGAAAGCAUCCGCGUCGAGCUCGUCGUCUUCCUGGCUCUUUUCGCCGAUCUUGCGACCGUGGCUGUUGCCUAUGACCAUGCAUCUUUCGAACUUCGUCCCGUGGAAUGGCAACUCCCAAAGAUCUGGGUCAUCUCCGUCAUCCUUGGCAUCCUCCUGGCAGUGGCUACCUGGAUAAUACGAGGCACCAUGUUCCUGCCCUCUGGUGGUAUAAUCCAAAACUUUGGUUCCAUUCAAGAAGUCCUCUUCCUGGAAGUCGCACUCACCGAGAAUUGGCUGAUCUUCGUAACCCGCGGUGUCGACACCUUGCCAUCUAUCCAGCUGGUUACUGCCAUUCUGGGUGUUGAUGCCCUCGCCACUAUCUUCUGUCUGUUCGGCUGGUUCACUAACCAGGAUAUGAAGACCGAACCUCCGGAUAAGUUCGUGGAGUCCGCAAAUGGUUGGACGGAUAUUGUCACGGUCGUGCGCAUCUGGGGUUAUUCUCUCGGUGUGGAGAUCGUCAUUGCUCUCGUCUACUUUACCCUUAACAAGAUUAAGUGGCUUGAUGAACUCGGUCGUGCCAAGCGCAGUAAGGGCGAGAUCAAGAUGGAGAACCUGCUUGGCCAUUUGGCUCGCUUGACGGUUGAGUAUGAGGAGCCCGGCAAACCGAAUGGCAAGUUCUUCCUGGCUGCCAGCAAGGAGGAAGAGGAUGUGGAGUAA
This is a messenger RNA of Penicillium cinerascens, 3105 nucleotides long. RefSeq names its product putative plasma membrane H(+)ATPase. The record is from RefSeq and is a predicted model, not a curated record. Gene Ontology annotation, biological process: proton export across plasma membrane; regulation of intracellular pH. Gene Ontology annotation, molecular function: P-type proton-exporting transporter activity; ATP binding; ATP hydrolysis activity. Lineage: Eukaryota; Fungi; Ascomycota; Eurotiomycetes; Eurotiales; Aspergillaceae. Gene Ontology annotation, cellular component: plasma membrane. Bases 1 to 3105 code for a protein of 1034 amino acids. The transcript has 4 exons.